UUUAUAAACCUUUAAAACCCUGAAGCCUAAUUACACCUUCACCUCAUUCUGGACUCUCUGCCGCUUCUCAAUCUCUCUCUCUCUCUCUCUCGUUGCAGGUAUAAUACACUCCUUUUACUUUGAUCAGUAUGUUGGGUUUAUAAGUGCUUCUCGUAUUUUCAUGGUUUAUUUAGGUUUAGUUAGUUUUUUUUUGUUCAUCAUCUGCUAAUCAAAGCAGUAGCUAGGUUUUGCCGCAACAAUAUAACUUCUGCAUGUGAUUUGUUUAGAUAGGAGUUUCUUUCUGAGAUUUUGGUUUAGUAUUCGGAUGUAAAUAUGGGAGAAGUGGAGAACUUGAAAAUUCAAUAAAAGGUGGAUGAUUUAGUUCGGUUUCUAUGUCGAUCAAAUUUGAAGAAGUAGCGUUUUAGGUGAAAAGCAAGAUUGUAGUCAUGUAGUAUAUAUGUGAUAUGCCUUCUUCUCCGUCUUCUUUUUAAUACAUGAUGUACAGCUCCAAAUUCCUGAUAAACCAUCGUAGUGUUAUUUAGGUUGGAAUAGAUGUGGAAGUUGGCAAUAAACUUUAGCUAAUUCAUUUGGUUUGAGGUGGAUUAUUUGCCAGUACUUAGGAUGCAUUCCAUCAAUGGAUGUUUUGCAAGUUAUGGGGGUGGGUUAAGAGUGUUGCAAAGUGAAGUUAAGCUAUAAAAGGUGGUGAGAUUUUGGGGGGACAAUUGGGUGGGAGAACCGGGAAGGUGGCUCUAAAAUAUGAGUUCCCAACAUUGCAUUAAUUGCUUGUUUAGUUUCAAUAAUUACAAAGUAGCUGAUAUGUUUGAGGGGUCGGGGCCCUCUAUGAAUUCGGACUCUGGGGUAGAGAGAAUUUGUUAAGAGUAUGACCUCAAGCAGUUGAUACUUUGAUAGGGAUUCUGAAAGAUUGUUAGACUGGUGGAUUCUAGCUCAGAUUUGACUCAUUUGAGUGUGGGAGUUUGAAUCCAUUGUGGUCUUUCCUGCAAUUCUUACUUCAGGUUCUAUGUGGAGAUAGUUUCCUUCACAAUAUUUGAGCCAGCAAUGAUUUCAAAGUUCCUCCAUCAAAUUUUUGGCAUGGGCAGCCCAUGCACGACACAACCUGGGUGACAUGGUAUUAGCUUUAUGGUGGAGCUCGUAUGGCAUAUAUCCAUCAUUUUGAGGACACAACUCACAAGAGUAUCUUGAUAUAUAAAAAGAAUGUGCUUAAGUUUUAAUUCUUAGUCUCUAUACAAUAGUCUUUUGAUAUUGCACAGCUGAAACUCAGGUUGUAGAGGUCGAUCAGAUAUGCAAUCAGUUUGAUAAUGGUUGCUAUACUGUCUUGCACUUUGAUGAUUUUCAUUUAGAAAGUCCUAAUAAUUGGUGGUUUGUCUGAUUCUUUCCUGUUUAUCUCAGCUUCAAAUUAAGUAAGAUGAUAGACUCGAUUAUUGUUUAAAAUUUUGGUGUUAUGAACUUGAAAUUGAGUUACAAUUGUUUGAGAAGAUUCAUUUGUCUCAAAAAGUAAGUAUCUGCAGUUUGGUUUAAACGGAAUGCGCUGCUUUUUUAUACAGCAGUAUUGAAUCUAGAAGAAAUCUUGUUCCACUCGAUAAAUGGUUAGACUUUCCUGAGUUUAGUAAUGAACUCCCGAUCAAUUUGAGUUGAUUUUGUUUGUGUAAUCCUCUCAUAUGUAAAUUUGGACUUCUAAUAUCAAUCCAUCUUAUUGCUCACAUUGAGUUUUAUCAAAUUUUCUGGGAAAUUGUUCUGUGACAUUUGAAGAUAUGUAAUGUAGGAAUCUUCAUAUGAGAUUGUGAGACUUACACAAAGCCGAGGCUCUGUUGAGAAUGGACAUUUUGCAGAUUACCUCUUGCCAACCUAGCCUCUAUGUCAGAAAAACGUCUCAGUCUUGGCAUCGCUCUCCUAAGCCUUGUAGUUUACUAGUCCAUGCUAGACAUCCCCUUCAAAAUCCUUCGUUGGCAACCUUAAGUGCAUCAAAUCAACAACAGCGCAUGCCCAUAUUGAAGAACCAGAUAUGCAGGGCUUCAUCUAUGUACCAACACCCUUCACCUGUCUGCUUAUUGGGCGGCAAGGGAAAGAACGGAAGUGAUGAUAAGGCAUCAGCAGGGAAAGCUCUUGAGAAUGCAUUGGGUCCGGAAUCAUCGAUAGAGGAUGUAUUACGUACACAGAUUGAAAAGAAAGAAUUCUACAAAGAGAAAGUAACAGGUGGUGGCGGCGGUGGCAGACGUGGCGGCGGCGGCGGUUCUGGUGGCUAUGGCGGUGGAGGGGGCUCUAGUGGAUCUGAGGAUGGAGGCAUUGCUGGAAUCAUCAAUGAAACACUGCAAGUGAUUCUAGCAACUUUAGGGGUUGUUUUUAUGUAUGUUUACAUCAUCAGUGGCGAUGAAUUGGCUCGUCUAGUGAAAGACUACCUCAAGUUUCUAUUUUCAGGACACGAGAGUGCUCGUUUGCAGCGUGCCAUGCACAAAUGGGGAAGGUUCUAUGCGAAACUGACUAAGAAAAAGUUGUACGAUGAGUUCUGUUCUGAGGAGGAAGGCCAAAAUCAGCAGCCGGACUUGGUCGGAUAGCCCUGUUAAGUACCCCCACGCUGUUAGAUCUUAUUUAGCAUCAAAGUCACAUCAAUUAUCAAGUCAUAUUAGCAUCUUUUUACUCAUCUUCCCUGUUAUUGAAAAGUCUUAUUUGAUUGUUGUCAAACUUCUUUGUCAGAUU
Messenger RNA from Argentina anserina (silverweed cinquefoil), 2691 nucleotides. RefSeq lists its product as uncharacterized. Gene Ontology annotation, cellular component: chloroplast. The transcript is spliced from 3 exons. NCBI's taxonomy places the organism in Eukaryota, Viridiplantae, Streptophyta, Magnoliopsida, Rosales, Rosaceae. The coding region runs from base 1812 to 2549 and encodes 245 amino acids. The record is from RefSeq and is a predicted model, not a curated record.